Messenger RNA from Pan troglodytes (chimpanzee), 741 nucleotides. RefSeq names its product histocompatibility minor serpin domain containing (gene HMSD). Gene Ontology annotation, molecular function: serine-type endopeptidase inhibitor activity. Lineage: Eukaryota; Metazoa; Chordata; Mammalia; Primates; Hominidae. Gene Ontology annotation, cellular component: cytoplasm. The record is from RefSeq and is a predicted model, not a curated record. The transcript has 4 exons. Gene Ontology annotation, biological process: negative regulation of endopeptidase activity.
GCCCUCCUGCCCAGGCGCCCGCUAGGUGGUGCCUGGCUGGGCCCGACUCCGCCCGCCUCCCCACUCACUGGGAACUAACACCCGGCGCCGCUCAGACAUCUCUAUUCCCGCCUCUCCGACCGGGUCUCACCUCUCUCCUGGGCAGCUGCGCGGAGAACUGGGGCUCACCGUCAUGGAUGCUCUAUCAGAAGCAAAUGGCACAUUUGCAUUAAACCUUUUGAAAAAGCUAGGGGAAAACAACUCAAACAACUUAUUUUUUUCCCCAUGAGCAUAUCAUCAGCCUUGGCCAUGGUUUUCAUGGGGGCAAAGGGAAACACCGCAGCUCAGAUGUCUCAGGCACUUUGUUUUAGUAAAAUUGGAGGUGAAGAUGGAGAUAUUCACUGAGGUUUUCAGUCACUUCUUGUUGCAAUUAACAGAACUGACACUGAAUAUGUGCUUAGAACUGCCAACGGGCUCUUUGGAGAAAAGUCUUAUGAUUUCCUCACAGGUUUUACAGAUUCCUGUGGCAAAUUCUACCAAGCAACGAUAAAACAGCUAGACUUUGUGAAUGAUACAGAGAAGUCCACAACACGUGUAAACUCCUGGGUUGCUGAUAAGACUAAAGGUGAAAAUAUAUUGUUAUUCUAUUUCGAUAAUAUUUUAAACAGUUUUAUAGUCAGUUCUUUACAAAACUGUCAAAUAUAAAAAGGAGUCCUUUUUUCUCUAAACAACUAUGCAAACAUUAAAACCUUUCUUUGGAAA